Melitaea cinxia (Glanville fritillary) is the source of this 1340-nucleotide messenger RNA. RefSeq names its product ATP synthase subunit gamma, mitochondrial (gene ATPsyngamma). Gene Ontology annotation, biological process: proton motive force-driven ATP synthesis. The transcript is spliced from 7 exons. The record is from RefSeq and is a predicted model, not a curated record. The coding region runs from base 113 to 1003 and encodes 296 amino acids. NCBI's taxonomy places the organism in Eukaryota, Metazoa, Arthropoda, Insecta, Lepidoptera, Nymphalidae. Gene Ontology annotation, molecular function: proton-transporting ATP synthase activity, rotational mechanism.
UUUAGCACUGACCUCCCUAUAAGAACGAACGUCGUCGUCCUUCCGACUAGCGACAUUUUCAUCGGCUAGUACACAUAAUUUGAUCCAAAGAGUCCUAAAAAAAGCCGUGAAAAUGUUGGGUCGUUUCGCUCCGGGUGUCUGCACCCAGGUGACCACGGUGGUCAAUCAGCAGCAGAACCGUAACAUGGCCACAUUAAAAGCUAUUUCUAUUCGUUUGAAGUCGGUUAAGAAUAUCCAGAAGAUUACGCAGUCCAUGAAGAUGGUGUCAGCUGCCAAGUAUACUCGCGCUGAACGUGAAUUAAAAGCUGCCCGUCCCUAUGGAGAAGGUGCUGUACAGUUUUACGAGAAAGCUGAGGUUGCUGCUCCAGAAGACGACCCUAAACAGCUUUACAUCGCCAUGACUUCUGAUAGAGGUCUCUGCGGCGCGGUUCACACCGGUGUGUCAAAGGUGAUCAGGAACCGCCUGAACGAACCGGGAGCGGAGAACAUCAAGGUUAUCUGCGUGGGAGAUAAGUCGCGUAGCAUCCUGCAACGUCUGUAUGGGAAGCACAUCAUUAGUGUCGCUAAUGAGAUUGGUCGUCUCCCCCCUACCUUCCAGGACGCCGCUAAGCUAGCCACUGCUAUUAUGACAUCUGGCUACGACUUUGGAUCUGGAAAGAUCAUAUACAACAAGUUCAAGUCUGUUGUAUCUUACGCUCAAUCUGACUUGCCAUUGUUCAGCCAGAAGGCUAUUGAGAGUGCACCAAAACUGGCAAUAUACGACUCCCUUGAUUCAGAUGUCCUACAAUCUUACAUGGAAUUCUCGCUUGCUUCUAUGCUUUUCUACGCUUUGAAGGAAGGAGCUUGCUCGGAACAAUCAUCCCGUAUGACGGCUAUGGACAAUGCUUCUAAGAAUGCUGGAGAAAUGAUCGACAAACUUACACUAACUUUCAAUAGAACCCGUCAAGCCGUCAUCACUAGAGAACUUAUCGAAAUUAUCUCUGGUGCUGCCGCUUUGGACUAAAAUCAAAAAUUUGGUCGGUUGACAGAUUCAUAAGAAUGUAUAUCAUUUUCGAUUGAUUUAUGUGUAAUGUUACUUUCAAAAAUGUAAAAUGUUCUUUGGUUGCGAGUCAGAUUAAGAUGUCAACCGUUUUAUAUAUAUUUAUUCAGUUUUCAAUAGCGAAAUGUACAUGCCAACAUUCCUGAACGAGUAUUGACUAUUUGUAAAAUUCACACGCAAACACAUUACUGGCUUUUCCACCUUUACAAUAUGUCAAACACUCUUUCAAUUCCUUGGCUGAAAGUGUAUGAAAUUCUUAUAAGGAUCAAGUGGUGGUUAACAUUAAAGUAUUGUUUAGAUA